Anas platyrhynchos (mallard) is the source of this 3425-nucleotide messenger RNA. It is a transcript of the gene CRK, whose product is annotated as CRK proto-oncogene, adaptor protein. Gene Ontology annotation, cellular component: cytoplasm. The record is from RefSeq and is a predicted model, not a curated record. Lineage: Eukaryota; Metazoa; Chordata; Aves; Anseriformes; Anatidae. Gene Ontology annotation, biological process: enzyme-linked receptor protein signaling pathway; cell migration. Gene Ontology annotation, molecular function: signaling adaptor activity; receptor tyrosine kinase binding.
GGGCGCGGAGCGGGGGGCACGGCGGGGCCGGGCCGGGCCGGGCCAGGCCUUGGGGGGGGGGGGGGGCGGCGGCAGCAGGAACAGCAGCGAGGGCGGCCCCCAUGGCCGGGCAGUUCGACGCCGAGGACCGGGCGAGUUGGUAUUGGGGGCGGCUGAGCCGGGCCGAGGCGGUGUCGUUGCUUCAGGGGCAGCGCCACGGCACCUUCCUGGUGCGCGACUCCGGCACCAUCCCGGGGGACUUCGUGCUGUCGGUGUCCGAGAGCUCCCGAGUCUCGCACUACAUCGUCAACAGCCUGGGGCCGGCGGGAGGCCGGCGAGCCGGCGGCGAGGGCCCUGGGGCCCCGGGGUUGAAUCCCACCAGAUUUCGAAUAGGUGACCAGGAGUUUGAUUCUUUGCCACUUUUACUGGAAUUCUACAAAAUACACUAUUUGGACACUACAACCUUGAUAGAACCAAUCCCCCCCCGACCCAGGCAGAAUAGCGGCGUUAUCCUCAGACAGGAGGAAGCUGAGUAUGUGCGAGCUCUCUUUGACUUUAAUGGAAAUGAUGAAGAAGAUCUUCCAUUUAAGAAAGGAGACAUACUGAAAAUCCGGGAUAAACCUGAAGAGCAGUGGUGGAAUGCAGAAGACUGCGACGGGAAGAGGGGAAUGAUACCUGUUCCUUACGUCGAGAAGUAUAGACCUUCCUCUGCUUCAGUAUCUACUCUGAUUGGAGGUAACCAGGAUAGUUCCCACCCACAACCACUGGGUGGGCCGGAGCCAGGGCCCUAUGCCCAGCCCAGCAUCAACACUCCGCUCCCUAACCUUCAGAAUGGCCCUAUUUAUGCCCGGGUUAUCCAGAAGCGAGUCCCUAAUGCCUACGACAAGACAGCCUUGGCUUUGGAGGUCGGUGAGCUGGUAAAGGUCACAAAGAUUAACGUGAGUGGUCAGUGGGAAGGAGAAUGUAACGGCAAACGUGGUCACUUUCCAUUCACACAUGUCCGCCUGCUGGAUCAACAGAAUCCCGAUGAGGACUUCAGCUGAGUGUGGCUCAACAGUUGCGCUUGCAGAUGGGAACAAUCUCAACUUGUUUUUAUUGCAGAUGCCAUCAAGACUAUGUUUCGACAGAUGUUGAAAGCGGUAUCGCUUGUAUAAGCGUUCUGAUAACCUGCAAACCCCUGGGACUGAACACCACCAUUCCUUAAUCAAAGGUCAUGUAAUUCAGGGUACGACAGUAGAUAACUCGUGUGUCAAGUGGCAGAACUAGUACAUGAUUAUAGGUUGUAAUGCCUGCUUAUGUCCAUGUGCACAGCAGACUGGACCUUGCCAGCAGCAGCAGCUGGGGAAAGCAGUAACGUAGAUGUUAUGAUAGCGUUUAUAGCUCUCUCCAGUCCUUUUGUUUAUGUUGCUUCUUCCUCAGGCGAUGAACAUCAACCUUAGACAACUCAGUGUGUAGAUAGCUUGUUGGGUUUUUUUCCACAAAUUUAUCCUGGAGCUUUCUCCAUUUUUCUUCCAUCCUGAAUUCUCUGUCCCGGAAAGGCUAUACAGUAUUUUGCAUGGUGAAGUAACCGUGCACAGUACAGACUUUGGUAGAGCACAUUGGAGACAGCCUUAUGAUUUACAAAUACGUACCAUUUUAACGGUGAAUGACAGAUCAAAUCAACCUCAGAAUUCUAGAUGUUGGUGGACACUAGAUUGAUUUCUUCAGUACUGUUGAUGCUUCAAACGUAGCAGCUGAUUUUAAUUUAAAAUUCCUAUUAACACACCAAUCUCUCUAUCCACAAAUACAAGGCUUAUUGAAGUGUAAACAUCCACACCAGUGCUGAAAAAUACAUGCAUAGCACUUUAAUGCAUAGCUUUAAAGCAGUGUUUGAUUCACUAAAUAUACUAAAAUAUUUACACUGCUUUCAGAAAAAAAUAGAUUGCAUAGGGCCAGUUUUCUAGAAUUAUUCCAUACCCCUAUACGUUACAGUACAAAUCAGUGUCAAAAGUGAUAAACUGACAAACCAAAUACUACUUCUAAUUUAAAGUUACUCUGGGGACUCUUCUGGUUUAAUUCCCAUCUGUAAACUAUUUGAUAGUGAAUUCAUGAGGAUUUUAUUUUUAAUAAACUAACGGAAAAUACUUGUGUGCUUCUGGAUUGAUUCUCAAAAGGUGUAAUAGAGUAAAUAUGGCUUCAUAACUCUUAAUGAAAAUCAGUGCAUUGAAUAGGUGGUAUUAUGCGCUGCUUGUUGGUUUUUUGUUUGUUUGUUUUAAACCUGUUCUUCUAAUUAUCUGGUUUUCUUUAACAUAAAUCAGAAUGGAUUCAGUAAGUUUUGUAAACUAAAAUUAAACACUGAAGUAACUACCCCUUGUCUGUACCCUGGAUUGUUUUCCAAAUAUAGCACUCUAGUGACCAAACUUAAGCAAACAAAUUUUGCAACUCUGACUACAGUGAUAAUCUCUACAGAACAGUUUUUCUACAACAGUAUCAAACUGCAAAUGUUAUUUUGGUUGAUACAAAGCUUGUCACUAGAAUGUCUCAUUGGUUGUAAAUGCUGCGAGGGCUAGUUCCCACUGCAAAGGCUAUUGCUGCAAGUCACCCACCCAUAAAACAGAAUACUGGUAACACUUUACCUCAGAACUGUGUAACAUGCUGGAAAUGGUAAUAUUUCUGUUAUAUUUAAGUACUAGUUGCUUUACUUCAGAACUAAUCAUCAGCAAGUCUAAUUUUCAGGUAAUGGGCACCUGAUAAAUCUGUGGACUAACGCCGAUGUACAUUAAUCAUAGUUUGUUCCAUCACAAAUCUCAUCAGCACUACUAAAGAUCAUUAGAAAACUGACAUUUUAUGACAGUGACCUAAAAAUAACAGUAACAAAGGAAUUGCAGUACUAUUCUAGCUUGGAUCCCUAUUCUGGUUAGGGCGAUGUGCCAGUCUCUGAUUGUGAGAUCACUUCUGGCUGUGUAGUAAAACUAGUUUGAGGCGAAAAAAAAAUCAGAAACUAACACUAGGUUCAGUAACAAAUUGGUUUAUUUAAGGCUAGUUUGUAUUUUCCUCUGACCUUAGUAUUUACUGCAACUGAUUUUUCAGUAGCUGCAUUUUAAUACGGAUUUAUAUACUGAGCUUAUCAGUUGCCCAUAUAUGCUUAUAUUUUUCUUCAGGUUUUGCAAAAGAAGCAUAGUGAACUCUGUUGUUAAGAGUAACACAGUUUGUUCUGAAGUAUUUUUUUUUUCCAAUUCCAAUUAACGAAAGCCCAUACAUUUGUACCUUUCCAAUCAGCAAUUAUUUUAACAUACCAAAAGAACUUCUUUUUUUCUGAAAGGAAUUUUAUUAUGCAAAUACUGCCUUUUUAAUAUGGCUUAAAUUGAAUCGUCAACUAGCAAAUACACUGCAGAGUUUGUAGGUGUGUUUUUGUGAAGACUGUAUAAAUUGCAAAUAUUUGUACACUUUGAAAGAGCAAAAAAAAA